UCUCACACCACAAUCUCCAGUCGCGGGCAAAUACUUUUCAUCGCCAUGGCAGACACGCGGCAGAGAAUUGUCAUAAAGGUAUUUCGCAAGUAUGGCCAUUCCCUGGGACCCGAGGCGCUAGAGUUUAUCGAGGAAAUUCUGGAUCGACACGAAAUUGCAGAUGAGGACGUGGAGUUUUCUAUCGAAUGGAUAGCGAAAGAGUACAACAAACAGGAUGACGCGCAAAUGAAGGUGUCGUUGGAUGUACUGCAAAGAGUCUAUGACACAUUCCAAGGCUCAGGUAGUACCUCAGACUCGAUGGUACAGGAUCUAAUAGACCCUGAGAGCCACCUGUUUGUCAUCGACGCUUUUGACAUGCCGUCAUGGCACUGGUCGAACGAGAGGAGCACAUUUGAGAGGGCUACUGUACCUCUCACGGUCUCUGGUUCUGCGGACUCCAGAAUAAUGGCUAUGCGUAACAGACUCAACAUCAUCAGACAGACUAUUCUCAGGAACGACCAUUUCUCUCCAUCCACGCUGCCCUCGAAAGAUAGAGAAAGGCUGCUCACUUUGAAAUCAACCAAACAACUUCUUGGUCGCGCUGGCGACCGUUUUUUGCUAUUCGGGAUGCUUGCGCGUAAUAAAGAAGGGAAGCUAUGUUUGGAGGACCAAGACGGCUCUGUUGAGCUGGAAUUUUCACAAUUAGAUCAACCCAGUGAAGGAUUGUUCACAGAAGGUUGCUUUGCACUCAUUGAAGGGGACUACACAGAGGACGCUACGCUUCUUGUCAUAGCCAUUGGCCAUCCUCCAUGUGAGAGUCGAGAUGCUGCACGUUCAAUCUUUGGACAUGUUGAUUUUCUCGGAAAAGGCGCGACAACGUUGCUGGAAGAUACGAAUCUGGCUGCUCGUGUUCGCCUUGACCUACCAGACUUGCGAUUCUUUGUGCUGUCAGACGUGUGGCUCGACCAUUCCGCCACACUCCUGGGGCUACGGAAGAUGUUUGACAAUUGCAUGGAAAAUAGCUUCAUUCCGAAGGUUAUGGUGCUGUGUGGCAAUUUCAGCAGUCGCGGCAUUCCUCAGGGUAACAGUUACGAGGUUAGGAAGUUCCAAGAUAACCUGGACUCAUUAGCCGACUUAAUUGCAUCGUAUCCUCUCAUUACGCGGACGACACACUUCGUCUUCGUUCCGGGACCUCUCGACGUCGCCCUGAAUUCUGUGCUCCCUCGAAGACCCUUGUUGUCCUCUUUCGUGUCUCGCCUGAAGUCUCGGGUGCCAAAGGUGCACUUCAGCACAAAUCCUUGUCGCAUCAAGUUCUUUGAACAAGAGAUUGUCAUAUUUCGAGAAAAUCUUAUGGCAAAAAUGCUGCGCAAUCUCGUAGGCAUCAAGCCCGACGUUCGGAAUGAUGAUCUUAAACGAUAUCUGGUUCAAUCGAUACUUGAUCAGAGCCAUCUUAUACCCCUCACCACAUCUAUUCAACCCGUCCUGCCUGAUUUUGACCAUGCACUCCGCUUAUACCCACUGCCUACGGCGGUCGUGCUAGCGGACAAAUAUGAUCGCUACCAAAUGACAUACGAAGGCUGUCAUGUUUUCAAUCCCGGCAGCUUCAUUGGCAACUCCUUCGCCUUUUCGGCAUAUACUCCUUCGCGAAGAGAGUCGGAAGAAUGUGUGCUCGACAUGGACUCUGAGGACUAGGCCAAAGGCUUGAGUGGCUGAUGCAUCUCCCGUCGUCAUUGUAUGUCUGUAGAAGACCAUUUCUUCACCAGCAUGAUUACUAUGUAUGCUUACGUGGUGACAUCGAUGAAUGACCAGCACUGUCUUCGCCG
Messenger RNA from Laetiporus sulphureus 93-53, 1802 nucleotides. Its product is annotated as epsilon DNA polymerase. The transcript has 12 exons. The coding region runs from base 46 to 1671 and encodes 541 amino acids. Gene Ontology annotation, cellular component: epsilon DNA polymerase complex. Gene Ontology annotation, molecular function: DNA binding. Gene Ontology annotation, biological process: DNA-templated DNA replication; error-prone translesion synthesis. NCBI's taxonomy places the organism in Eukaryota, Fungi, Basidiomycota, Agaricomycetes, Polyporales, Laetiporaceae. The record is from RefSeq and is a predicted model, not a curated record.